Podarcis muralis (Common wall lizard) is the source of this 1264-nucleotide messenger RNA. Lineage: Eukaryota; Metazoa; Chordata; Lepidosauria; Squamata; Lacertidae. The record is from RefSeq and is a predicted model, not a curated record.
CCACUGCCUAAGAUGUCCCAACCUUGUGAAAGUAGAGAUCAGAAUCCCCCAAAAGGAGAGAUUUUCUUCCACCCCAGCUGUCUGGUGCUCAAAGGGUUAAAGAUGAAGUGCAGGAUUCCUAGAAAGGCAACAGGAAACAGGAGGAGGAGCUUGGUCCUCCAGGACAAGUGCCCCUCCUCCCUCCUGCCUUGUGCAUGGUCCUUUUGCAGAAGAGAGGCUGCAGAGGUUGGAUGCAUGGAAGGAAGCAGGCAGGGAGGCUGGGGCCAGAUCCUGCUGCAACCCAGAGCAGCUUGGAGCAGGACCUGAGGUCCCCCCACCUCUGGCUCAGCCCCUUUGUGGUCCACACUCCCUUGGCCAGCCUUUGGCUUGAAGCAGAACCUGGAAAGAAUAGGAAAAGAGGCUGCAGGGGACAAUCCUUCAGCCAUAUUGGAGGCUGCUGCCCAAAUCCCCAAAGUGCCCCAUUUGGGAGAUCCUGGGAAGAGCUAUGAAGACCCUCCUGGAUGGAGACACCCUCAGCUCACAUGCUCAGCGCCAGAGAUUCAGGCAUUCACGCUACCAGGAGGUCCAGGGACCCCGAGAAGUUUGCAGCCGACUCCACCGCCUUUGCAGGGAGUGGCUGGAGCCAGAGCGACACACCGAGGCUCAGAUCCUGGACCUGGUAGUCCUGGAGCAAUCCCUGGCUGUCCUCCGCCCAGAGAUGGAGAACUGGGUGAAGGAUCAGGGAGCGGAAACCAGUUCCCAGGCGGUGGCCCUGGCCAAAGGUCUCCUCCUGAGCCGGGCAGAGGAGAAGCAGCAGCAGCCAGAGAAGGCGCUGCAACUCUCCCAACAUCUUGACCUCACCCCCAAAGGCACACUCCUCCAUGGUCUCCCGAGACAGACGGAUGCCAAGAUCAUCAGAGAUUCCUGCAUUGCAGCGGGUUGGACUAGAUGACCCACAGGGCCCUUCCACUCUAUGAUUCUAUUCACAAUAUUUUCUUCACCCACAGUCCUCAGAGGCAGCAAUACUUUUGAAUACCAGUUGCAGGAGAGGAGAGGGCUCUUCGCCUUGGAUCCUGCCCUCUGGUUCCCUCUGGUUGGCCACUGUGAGAACAGGAUGCUGCCCUAGAAGGGACACUGACUUGAUCAAGCAGUUCUUCUUAAUGUUUAUAAUAAUAUAAAAAUAGUAUGCAAAUACAGUCAAACCUCGGCUCCUGAACACCUCCGUUUUGGAUUCCUUAUGCCAUGAGCAUCACAAUUAUAACAAAUAAAGGCUUGACAUAUCUCG